Hemibagrus wyckioides is the source of this 2906-nucleotide messenger RNA. It is a transcript of the gene xk, whose product is annotated as X-linked Kx blood group (McLeod syndrome). The record is from RefSeq and is a predicted model, not a curated record. Bases 87 to 1409 code for a protein of 440 amino acids. Lineage: Eukaryota; Metazoa; Chordata; Actinopteri; Siluriformes; Bagridae. Gene Ontology annotation, cellular component: membrane. The transcript has 3 exons.
GUGAGUGUGUGUCUGGUGUGUGUGUAUGUGAGAGAGAGAGGCAGCGCACAGAAGCGGAUCAGGAUGGCGGAGUGAGGGGUGAGAGGAUGAGACUGCCCAGCUCCGUCCUGGUGUCGGUCUCUCUGUUUACGGCCGAAACGACGGCAGCUUUGUACCUGAGCACCACGUACCGCUCGGCCGGAGAUAAGAUCUGGCAGGGCUUCACGCUGCUCUUCACGCUGGUGCCGUGCGUGCUGGUGCAGCUCACCCUUAUCUUCAUCCACAGAGACCUGAGCAGAGACAGGCCGCUCAUCCUGCUGCUGCACCUUCUGCAGCUUGGACCUGUGAUCAGGUGUUUGGAUGCCUUUUGUAUCUAUGGAAGCUCGGGGAAGGUGGAGGAGCCGUAUGUCACCAUCACUAGAAAGAAACAAAUGCCUCGGUGUGGCCAGGCCGAGGAAGUGGAACAUGAAGUGGGGCAGGCCGAGGGCAAGUUGGUGGCUCACCGAGCAGCCUUUGCUCGAACCUCUGUCAUCCAGGCUUUCUUGGGCUCCGCCCCUCAGCUCACACUGCAGCUCUACAUUUGUGUGCUGCAAAAGGAUGUUUCCAUUGGGAGAGGCACCCUGAUGGUCAUCUCUCUGCUGUCCAUCGUGUACGGUGCACUGCGCUGCAACAUCUUAGCCAUCAAGAUCCGUUACGAUGACUACGCGGUGUCAGUGCGUCCAGCGGCGUACGUUUGCGUGUUGCUGUGGCGCAGCUUCGAGAUCGCAACACGUGUUGCUGUGCUUGUGCUUUUUGGCUCCGUGCUGAAGGCCUGGCUGCUGCCUGUAGUCAUGCUCAGCUUCUUCGCCUUUUUUCUGCAGCCUUGGGCGUCAUUCUGGCGCAGCGGCUCACCCUUUCCCGAGAGCAUUGAGAAGACGCUGACGCGCGUGGGUACGGCCACUGCACUCGCCAUGCUCACUUUCCUGUAUGCCGGGAUCAACGUUUUCUGCUGGUCGGCGGUGCAGCUCAAGCUCGACGACCCUGACCUGAUCGACAAAAAUUACGGCUGGAGGCGAGCAACUGCUUACUAUUCUAUACGCUUCAUUGAGAACAUAGCGCUCACGUCUCUCUGGUUCACCCACCGCACUGAAUUUUAUCGACAAGUAGACGCACCAGUGCUUGAGCUGCUGCUGUUUCUUAGCUAUGCCCUCGCUGUGUUCUUUAUGCUCCUCUUCUAUCAGUGUUGCCACCCCUGCAGGCACCUGUUUUCCUCCAGCCCGGUGCAGGGACUGUGGGAAUGCUGCGGCUCACUACGGAUGCCGGCUGUGUCGUGUUCGCAGCCCGGAUGCACGCAGGGAAAAGUCUCAUUAGAGAGCCCCGAUCAAGCCAAAGACGUGGAACAUGAACCAAUUUCCAGCACCAACGGAGACAUAAACCAGUGUCUGUGUUGAGUCCCUACUGAAGUAAAGAGCCACAGUACAGAUGGAGAAAUGGAGUAGGUGGCAAACCACGUGGACAAUCUUAGCAAGCGAACGCUUUAGCUGAGAAUUAAUGUGAAACGUGAUUCAGGCAAAAACUGAUGAUAAACACAGGUGUCAGACUGAGCCUAUAAUAUAUGAAACUGAACUUGAGCUGAUUUUUUUUAAGUGCCCCUUAUGGACCAGCAGCUUAAUUAGCCAAUGAAGUAAAAUGUAUGUUCUGUGGAUUAUGUCAAAAGUCUUCCUAAGACUUUCUAAGCUUUUUUUGGUUCACUGGAUUUUAAGACAAAUCAGUCAGCAUGAUUGUGGCCUGGGUUGUUUAAGUGCUUUUGCUGAAUGCAUGUGCUGUUUAACAACAAGAGAAUGCUGCUUUCGUCAUGUAAGCUGCUGUCUGCUUGUCUCUCUGUUCGUCUAUACUCCUCUCUCUUUACUUCUCCAUACCUCCCUGACUCCCAUAAUGAUGUAAAAGUGUACUGUCUCUUGUAAAGAUUUUUUUUUUUUUUUAAAUUUAACAAUACUGUAUUAUAAAAGCACUUACAAUGGCAUGUGCAGUGGAGUGGUUUUAAAAUUUUCUCCAAACUAAAAUCUCUUUAUAUAGAAACCCCUCUUAUUAGAGUUUCUGCAUCAAUGACUAAUGAAAGCACACAGUUACAUUUUAUUCCUUAUCAAGUGACUUAAAACUGAGAGCAGAUACAAACCCAUGCAGUUAAUGGUCUCCUGAUCAGAUUUGUUUUUGGACAUCUUUACAAAACUUUUUUUUUCUGUGUACAUAAAUAUUAUUUCCAUAUAUUCCAUUUUAAUAUUUUACAUUGCUUUUCCUGUUUCUUGGCUUCUGCGCUUCAUGUCGAACAAAUGAUACUAAACAUGUAAAUGCUUUCAGCGACAUAAGCUCUAACCAUAUCAGAAAGCCACCGGAUUUGGUGUUCCCGAUCAUUGUAUCUGUCCCCUGUGUUGUGUUUUCAAAGCUUAAAAGCUUCUCAGGUUUAUUCCUUGCUGAUGUCGUGAUGAUGAACAGCGUCCUUUUACCAGCAUCCAACUCAAACAAGAUGAAAGUUUUAUUCACUGAUUCAGAAGGAUGUUACAUGACUAUGUUUCUAUAAUUAAGGUUAGAGUAAGAUUUUUUAAGGAAGUUUGCCUGUUGUAUUAAGAAAGCUUUCCCCCUUUAUUUAAAUAUUUAAUUAUUCACACUUAUAUUUUGCACUUUUAUUGAUUCACAAACUGCUUCUAUAUGAAACGAGACCACGUUUUGCACACUAUACGUCUUUUGCUAAAGGAAUAGAAACGGCUUCGAAGAUUGUAUUUAAGCCUCCGGUGCCCUCUGGUGUUUGGGUAAAUGAAAAUAAUCUUGUAGAUUGUCUUCUUAAAGUCAUUUUAAAAUGUGACCUACAAAUGACUGCUUGUUACAGCUUUCUUCUGUAAGUGGAGUCGGAGAAAGAAAAUAACCUGAAUAAAAAAAAACAAAAACGUUAA